Messenger RNA from Oenanthe melanoleuca, 2318 nucleotides. RefSeq names its product trafficking protein particle complex subunit 14 (gene TRAPPC14). NCBI's taxonomy places the organism in Eukaryota, Metazoa, Chordata, Aves, Passeriformes, Muscicapidae. Gene Ontology annotation, molecular function: alpha-tubulin binding. The transcript has 7 exons. The record is from RefSeq and is a predicted model, not a curated record. Gene Ontology annotation, biological process: cilium assembly. Gene Ontology annotation, cellular component: TRAPPII protein complex. Bases 80 to 976 code for a protein of 298 amino acids.
GAACGGCAGCUCGCAGGAGGAGCUCUCCCUGUGGGACGUGCAGAUCCUGCCCAAUUUCAACGCCAGUUACCUGCCCGUGAUGCCCGACGGCUCCGUGCUGCUGGUGGACGAUGUCUGCCACCACUCUGGGGAGGUCCCCGUGGGCGCGUUCUGCCGUGUCCCCGGCUGCCACUGGCGGUGGCCGUGUCCCCUCAGCGCCCUGGAGGAGCAGAACUUCCUGUUCCAGCUGCAGGCGCCCGAGCGGCCCCCGCGCGACGGCAGAGAGGGCCUGGAGGUGCCGCUGGUGGCCGUGGUGCGCUGGUCAACACCCAAACUGCCCUUCACCAACAGCAUCGUCACCCACUACCGGCUGCCCAGCAUCCGGCUGGAGCGGCCGCGCUUUGUCAUGACGGCCACCUGCGAGUCGCCGGUGGUGGCCCUGCAGCGCUUCACCGUCACCUACACCCUGCUCAACGAGCUGCAGGACUUCCUGGCCGUCAGACUGGUGUGGACACCCGAGGCCACUGCUGGGAAGGCUCGGGGGGCUCUGGACUCCGUGGUUUGUCACACCCCCCUGACCAACCUGGGCUACUCGCGCAAGGGCAGCGCCCGAACCUUCCGGGUGGCGUUCCAGGCGCUCAGGGCCGGGCUCUUCGAGCUGUCCCAGCACAUGAAGCUGAAGCUGCAGUUCACGGCCAGUGUGAGCAGUGCCCCCCCCGAGGCGCGCCCCGUGUCCCGCAAGAGCAGCCCCAGCUCUCCGGCCGUGCGGGAACUGGUGGCCGGGCUGGGCCGCUCCCAGUCCUUCUCCCACCAGCAGCCGGCCAGGAGCCACCUCAUGAGAUCCGGCAGUGCCAUGGAGCGCCGCGCCAUCACGCCCCCCGUGGGGUCCCCCGUGGGGCGCCCCCUGUACCUGCCCGCGGGGGACAGGGCAGUGCUGGCGCUGGACAAGAUCGCCAAGAGAGAGUGCAAGGUGCUGGUGGUGCCACCCGUGCAGUGACACUGGGACACCUUGGGGACACCAUGGGGACAUGGGGACAGCUGGGGACACCUUGGGGACACCUUGGGGACAUGGGGACACCAUGGAGAGAGUGCAAGGUGCUGGUGGUGCCACCCGUGCAGUGACACUGGGGACACCAUGGGGACAUUGGGGACACCUUGGGGACACUGGGGACACCUUGGGGACAAUGGGGACACCAUGGAGAGAGUGCAAGGUGCUGGUGGUGCCACCCGUGCAGUGACACUGGGGACACCUUGGGGACAUGGGGACAUUGGGGACAUUGGGGACACCAUGGGGACACCAUGGAGAGAGUGCAAGGUGCUGGUGGUGCCACCCGUGCAGUGACACUGGGGACAUGGGGACAGUUGGGGACAGCUGGGGACAGCCCUUGGGGACACCUUGGGGACAUGGGGACACCAUGGAGAGAGUGCAAGGUGCUGGUGGUGCCACCCGUGCAGUGACACUGGGGACACCAUGGGGACAUGGGGACAGCUUGGGGACAUGGGGACAGCUGGGGACACUGGGGACACCAUGGGGACGCUGGGGACAGCUUGGGGACACCAUGGGGACAGCCAGGGGACAGCUUGGGGACACCAUGGGGACACUGGGGAUAUUUGGGACACCAUGGGGACGCUGGGGACAGCUGGGGGACAAUCAGGACAGCCAGGGGACAGCUUGGGGACUGCUUGGGGACAAUCAGGACAGCCAGGGGACAGCACUGGGGUGGCACAGACUGUGCUGGGACAGCUUGGGGACACUGUGGGGACAGUGGGGAUGGUGCUGGGGCACUGGGGACAGUUUGGGGACAUUGCCAGGGUGGCAGGGACACCGCUGGGAUGGCACUGGGACAGUUUGGGGACAGUGGGGACAGGGCCACCCCCAGUGUCCCCAGAGCCACUUCCAGGAUGUUGGGGACAUUGGGGACAGGGACCAAGGGGACAAAGCCACCCUCAGUGCCACCUUCAGCACCUUGGGGACAAUGGGGACAGUGCCACCCCCGGUGUCCCCAGUGGGACAGGGACCAAGGGGACACCCCCAGAGCCUUGGGGACAAUGGGGACAAUGGGGACAGUGCCACCACCAAAGUGUCCCCAAAGCCAGGUGACAAUGGGGGGGUCGCUGCCACUGCCACGUGCCAUGGAGGGGACCUUGGGGACACCCUGGGGACACUUUGGGGACACAGCCUGGAGCUGUGCCCAUGUUUGGGGUCGGGAUUUUGGGGACAUUUGGGGACAUUGGGGGGGUGUCCCCGAGCCAAAGCGGGGGAGGGGAGGGGUUGGGGACAUUGGGGACAAGGGUGGCACCUCUGUCCCUGUUAUUUAUUGCCAAUAAAGAGACCUGGA